Melampsora larici-populina 98AG31 is the source of this 721-nucleotide messenger RNA. RefSeq lists its product as uncharacterized. Gene Ontology annotation, molecular function: protein binding. The transcript has 5 exons. Lineage: Eukaryota; Fungi; Basidiomycota; Pucciniomycetes; Pucciniales; Melampsoraceae. The record is from RefSeq and is a predicted model, not a curated record. Bases 22 to 582 code for a protein of 186 amino acids.
CUUGACGCUACACGUGCAAUGAUGAGAGGUGUCCGAUCAGGAAAUCUCCCACCAGAGACACUCGAACAACACCCUGUUUUUCGAAAGAUUGUUAGACAAUGUCGAGAAAUGUUUGAUGCGAAAAUCAGUAUGCUCAGUAUCAUCACAGACGAAUCCCAAAUAUUCUUGGCUGAGUCAGGUCUCACCCCUUUGCGAGCUGCCCCGCGUGAAAUUACCGUUUGUGCUCAUACUGUUUUGAGUGGACGUAAGGGAUUCACUAUAUUGGACACUAAAAAGGAUUGGCGUUUUGCUGCUUCGCCCCUAGUCGAACAUUACCGUGCCCGGUUCUACUCAGGUGUGCCUCUCAUGGCGCCCAACUUGGACGGAGCAGUAGAAUCGGAGGAGGCAGCCUGUCCCAUCGGUACUCUAUGUGUCAUUGACGACAAGCCGCGUGAAGAGUUUGGUAUCGAAGAGCGCAAGAAGCUUGUGUACAUGGCUGAGUAUGCACGUCGUGAGAUUGAAGAAUGGUUCAAGAGUAAAUUGGCUGUGAAGAUGGAGGUCCUCGAAGAAUCGUCCAUGAGGCAACCGGCGACAGUACUUUGACAUCCACUCCUCCCACCUCACUUUCAGAUGAAGGAUCUAUAUCCAAAGCAUCAGCCCCAGUCAUCUUUCAGGGACCGAGUUUAUUUGAUGACCCAACUAGCCUCAUCAAGCCAAACAUGCAAAAGGUGUUUGAUCUGGC